AUGAAACUGAACCCUGUAAAGUGUAGAUUCGCAGUGGCAUCAGGAGAAUUUCUCGGGUACCUAGUCACGUGUCGUGCGAUCGAAGCCAAUCCUACGCAGAUAAACGCGUUAAUAGAGAUGGUCUCGCCGAAGACGAAACGGGAAGUCCAAAGGCUAACCGGAAGAGUCGCAGCCUUGAACCGUUUCAUCUCGCGCUCGACGGAUAAGUGUCUUUCUUUCUACGACACGCUGAAAGGGAAUAAGAAGUUCGAAUGGUCGGAGGAAUGUGAGAAAGCUUUCCAACAGCUAAAACGUUACCUUGCCACUCCUCCCGUCCUCACAAAACCAGUGGAGGGAGAACCCUUUUUCAUGUACAUCGUAGUCUCCACAACAGUGGCAAGCGGCGUUUUGAUUAGAGAGGAACGCGGUGAGCAAAAACCAAUCUUCUACAUAAGCAAAACGUUACUGUACGCUGAGACCCGGUAUCCCCUGAUGGAGAAACUAGCAUUCGCAGUUGUGACAUCGGCAAGGAAACUCCGGCCUCUGAGUCAGUCAGGACGACUCGCAAAAUGGGCAAUCGAACUAAGCGAGUACGACGUGGAGUACCGCCCAAGAACCUGCGCAAAAUCUCAAGUACUAGCGGACUUCUUGGUAGAAUUACCCACGGGGGAUAUGAAAAACACGGAACCGGACUCAACCUGGAUUCUUCACGUCGACGGAUCAUCGUCCAAACAAGGAUCCGGGAUCAAAAUCCGGCUCACGUCUCCGACCGGCGAAGUCUUGGAACAGUCGUUCCGAUUGGAAUUCCAUGCGUCGAACAACGAGGCCGAAUAUGAAGCACUCGUCGCAGGAUUAAGAUUAGCCCAUGGUCUUAAGAUCCGUAACAUUCACGCUCACUGUUACUCUCAGUUAGUCGCAUAUCAGUACAGUGGAGAAUACGAAGCGAGAGACGAAAGAAUGGAUGCAUAUCUAAAACUCAUCCAAGACCUCUCCCGGGACUUCAACCACUUCGCCCUCACUAGGAUUCCUCGCUCGGAAAACACUCAGGCGGAUGCCUUCGCCGCACUCGCAUCAAGUUCGGAUUCUGGACUAAGACGAGUAAUCCCCGUCGAGUUCAUCGAACACCCAAGUAUCAGACCACCAGUGGUCGCCAAUCUGAUUCGAGCACAAAUUGAAAAUGCGGAGGAAGUCGAAGACCCACCAGAAGAAAAAUUGGAUCAGUUGGAAUACAGCUGCGACAGCCCAUGGAUAGAGCCAAUCCGAGCAUACAUAAUCGACGAGACGCUUCCCACUGAGAAAUGGGCGGCCCGCAAAAUCAAAACCCAGGCCACGCGAUAUGUAACGGUAGAAGGAGAAAUCUAA
Molecule: messenger RNA, 1341 nt
Organism: Brassica napus (rape)
Lineage: Eukaryota; Viridiplantae; Streptophyta; Magnoliopsida; Brassicales; Brassicaceae
Exons: 2
Coding region: 1-1341 (446 amino acids)
Molecular function (GO): RNA-DNA hybrid ribonuclease activity; nucleic acid binding
Source: RefSeq, a predicted model, not a curated record